UCCUCACCACAUCCCAGCCAUGGCCCUAGUUCUGCCGCUGCUGCCACUGCUGCUGUCGAGGGCCCAAGGGGACGCCUCGGUUGUCUUGGACGGCCGCCCGGGCGACCGGGUGAAUCUCUCCUGCGCGGGGAUCUCGCAUCCCAUCCGCUGGGCAUGGGCGCCUAGCUUCCCAACGUGCAAGGGCCUGUCCAAAGGACGCCGCCCGAUCCUGUGGGCCUCUUCGAGCGGAACCCCCACAGUGUCUCCAGUUCAGCCCUUUGCUGGUCGCCUAAGAGUCUUGGACCCUGGUAUCCGGCGGCUAGAGCUGCUCCUGAGCGCGGGGGACUCGGGCACGUUUAUCUGCAGGGGCCGUCAGGAGGACGAGAGCCGUACAGUGCUUCGAGUGACAGGGGAUGGGGCCGAUUGCAGGGCUCCAGGGCCUAGCCAGGGGUCCGUGUAUCCCCAGCUCCUGAUCCCACUGCUGGGCGCCGGGCUGGUGCUGGGACUCGGAGCGUUGGGCGUGGUCUGGUGGCACCGCCGGCGCUCACCCCGGCACCCACUUCGACCCUUCCCCAGACAUGCUCUAUCCCCUCCACAUAGCUCCACUAGUAAAAGCCGAGCCCCAGAGGCCAGUAAAGGAGGAGGAGCCCAAGACUGCAGGGGACAUGGACCAGGAGCAGAACCUGCUGUAUGCAAACCUGGAUCAUACGGCCCUCAGAAGACCCCGCCAGUUGCUGCCAGUGGUCCCUGCUGAUUCCUCCACCAUCUAUGCGGUUGUAGUCUGAAGCGAAGCCCUUACUCCAAACAUCAGAAGCAUGGGGGUUCCCUAUAACUGCCCUCUCCUCUGACUCUCCCAGGAAAAAGGCAACCUGGGGUAGAAAUCAGCACUGGCCUGGGAGUCAGGAAGCCAGGGUAUCUCUGCCACUGGUCUUGCUCCUUCAGCUAGGAGCAAGAUCCCCGUCAGCCAGUCCUAGGUAGUUGUCUCACCUCUUCCCUUCCUUCCAGUCAAGCUCUUUGAAGCAGGGGCUUACACUCGUCUUCUCCAUUUUCUUCUCCUUCACUCCACUCCUAUGAGGUUGCCAGUGAUGUCCUAAUGGCCACAUCCAGUAGACAUUUUUUAGCAUUCAUCUGGGUUGGUCUUUUAUUACUCCAUUCUUUAAGCUGUUUUUCUUUAAUGCUAAUGUCUUCUUUCUGGACCUUUCUUUCUCCUUACCUCCAUGGUAUUCUUCACCAUGCUAAGUUUGUCCCUUUCUUUACCUGCCUUCUUCCUCUUCUGGGAAGCUGUUGUCCACAGUGGUCUCAGCCCUCACCUUGGCAAAUGACACGCAAAAUCCUCUCCAACUCAGAUUUCGGAUAUGGCAUUUUCCAAACUGUCCCUCAGACAUCCCUGCCUACCUGGCCCUAUGCAUUCUGCACACAGCAUCUCCAAAACUCAGUCACGUCCCAAACCUCUCAGUCCUCCUCUAUUCUCUUGAUCAACACUGUUGGCCCAAGUCAGAGACUGAAUCAGGGAGUGAGACCUCCUUCCCCUCUCUCUUACACAAUGAACCAAGUCUUGCCAUUCUGUUUUAAGGUCACUGUCAAAUCCACACCGUCUUCAUGCUCAGCACUGCCACCUGAAUGUACUCUCAUUUCCUUGUGUUACCUGUACCCCCACUUCAUCCUUCUGCCUUUGUACCCUCCUCCCUAAAGCCAGACAGAUCUUUCCCCAAUACCAACCUGCUUCUGACAGCCUUAUUUCAGAUCUGUAGUAUUUCUUUCCUUAACCUUCAGCUCUCUGCCUGUUCUCCAGGCCUAUUUCUGUCAUACCACACGUAUACAACAUGCUAGCCUUAGAGAAAUUCUCCCCAGGCCCCAAAUGUUCUAUGCCUUUGCCCAGCGCAAUUCUUUUUUCAUGGAUUACCCUGUUCCCUCUUCUCCACUACCUGCCUUGACUCUUGAGUGUAGCUUCUGGGAAGCCAUUUCUGACCCUCUUUGCCACCAUGCAUAUUUUGAUGCCCUGGGAGUCCCCUUAUAUCUCUCAUCAGCAGUGAAUUGGCCCUGGCUGGUGUAGCUCAGAGGAUUGCGCGAGGGCCUGUGAACAAGAGGAUCACAGUUCGAUUCCCAGUCAAGGCACAUGCCUGAUUGCAGGCCAGUUCCCAGCAGGGAACCCACGAGAGGCAACCAUACAUUGAUAUUUCUCUCCCUCUCUCCUUCCCUUCCCCCCUAAAGAUAAAUAAAACACACACACACACACACACAAAACAAAAACAGUGAAUUGUUCCAUCACAAACUGCUCAACAAUUGAGUUCCUUGAUCCUUUUCGCAUCACUGCUAGGUCUCAGUAAAUGAGUGAAUAAAAAUGAA
Molecule: messenger RNA, 2325 nt
Organism: Artibeus jamaicensis (Jamaican fruit-eating bat)
Lineage: Eukaryota; Metazoa; Chordata; Mammalia; Chiroptera; Phyllostomidae
Gene: MPIG6B
Product: megakaryocyte and platelet inhibitory receptor G6b
Exons: 6
Coding region: 20-733 (237 amino acids)
Biological process (GO): blood coagulation; platelet formation; megakaryocyte development
Cellular component (GO): plasma membrane
Source: RefSeq, a predicted model, not a curated record